This is a messenger RNA of Octodon degus (degu), 405 nucleotides long. RefSeq names its product histone H3.3-like. The coding region runs from base 1 to 405 and encodes 134 amino acids. The record is from RefSeq and is a predicted model, not a curated record. The transcript has a single exon. Gene Ontology annotation, molecular function: DNA binding; protein heterodimerization activity; structural constituent of chromatin. Gene Ontology annotation, cellular component: nucleosome. NCBI's taxonomy places the organism in Eukaryota, Metazoa, Chordata, Mammalia, Rodentia, Octodontidae.
AUGGCUCGUACCAAGCGGACUGCCCGUAAAUCCACGGGUGGAAGAGCGCCCAGGAAACAACUGGCUGCAAAAGCCACUCGUAAGAGUGCGCCCUCUACUGGAGGGGUGAAGAAACCUCAUCGGUACAGGCCCGGGACUGCCACACUCCGUGAAAUUGGACGUUAUCAGAAGUCUGCUGAACUGAUGUGCAAACUUCUCUCCAGUGUCCGGUUGGAGAAAUUGCUCAGGACUUCAAAACAGAUGUGUGCUUCCAGAGCGCAGCGAUCGGUGCUCUGCAGGGGCACUGAGGCCUCGCUGGCUGGCCUGUUUGAAGACACCAACCUGAGCGCCAUCCACGCCAAACGUGUCACAGUUAUGCCAAAAGACAGCCAGCUAGCACGCCGCAGACGUGCAGAACGUGCGUGA